GAUAGAUCUUCUGCACUGUGUACAGUCACAGUUGCUGAUAUGUGUUCAAGAUGAGUGGGAUGGGAGAAAACACCUCUGACCCAUCCAGGGCAGAGACACGAAAGCGCAAGGAAUGUCCUGACCAGCUUGGACCCAGCCCCAAGAGAAGCACUGAGAAGCGUAAUCGUGAACAGGAAAAUAAAUACAUUGAAGAACUUGCAGAACUGAUUUUUGCAAAUUUUAAUGAUAUAGACAACUUUAACUUCAAACCUGACAAAUGUGCAAUCUUAAAAGAAACUGUGAAGCAAAUUCGUCAGAUCAAGGAACAGGAGAAAGCAGCUGCCAACAUAGAUGAAGUACAGAAGUCAGAUGUAUCAUCUACAGGGCAGGGUGUCAUCGACAAGGAUGCACUGGGGCCUAUGAUGCUUGAGGCCCUUGAUGGGUUCUUCUUUGUAGUGAACCUGGAUGGCAGCGUUGUGUUUGUUUCAGAGAAUGUGACUCAGUACCUAAGGUAUAACCAAGAAGAACUGAUGAACAAAAGUGUGUAUAGCAUCCUGCAUGUGGGGGACCACACUGAAUUUGUAAAAAACCUGCUGCCAAAGUCUAUAGUGAAUGGGGGAUCUUGGUCUGGAGAACCUCCUAGGAGGAACAGUCAUACCUUCAAUUGUCGGAUGUUGGUAAAACCAUUACCAGAUUCAGAAGAAGAAGGUCAUGACAACCAGGAAGCACAUCAGAAGUAUGAAACUAUGCAGUGCUUUGCUGUCUCGCAACCAAAGUCCAUCAAAGAAGAAGGAGAAGAUCUGCAGUCCUGCUUGAUUUGUGUGGCGAGAAGAGUUCCCAUGAAGGAAAGACCAGUUCUUCCCUCAUCAGAAAGUUUCACUACUCGUCAAGAUCUCCAAGGGAAGAUUACUUCCCUGGAUACUAGCACCAUGAGGGCAGCAAUGAAGCCAGGCUGGGAGGACCUGGUAAGACGGUGCAUUCAGAAGUUUCAUGCCCAGCAUGAAGGGGAAUCUGUGUCCUACGCUAAGAGGCAUCAUCAUGAAGUGCUGAGACAAGGACUGGCGUUCAGUCAGAUCUAUCGUUUUUCCUUGUCUGAUGGCACUCUUGUUGCUGCACAAACGAAGAGCAAACUCAUCCGUUCUCAGACUACUAAUGAACCUCAACUUGUAAUAUCUUUACAUAUGCUUCACAGAGAACAGAAUGUAUGUGUAAUGAAUCCGGAUCUGACUGGACAAGCGAUGGGGAAGCCAUUGAAUCCAAUUAGCUCUAACAGCCCUGCCCAUCAGGCCAUGUGUAGUGGGAACCCAGGUCAGGACAUGACCCUCAAUAGCAAUAUAAAUUUCCCUAUAAAUGGCCCAAAGGAACAAAUGGGCAUGCCCAUGGGCAGGUUUGGUGGUUCUGGGGGAAUGAACCAUGUGACAAGCAUGCAAGCAACCACUCCUCAGGGUAGUAACUAUGCACUCAAAAUGAACAGUCCCUCACAGAGCAGCCCUGGCAUGAAUCCAGGACAGCCCAACUCCAUGCUUUCACCAAGGCAUCGCAUGAGCCCUGGGGUGGCUGGAAGCCCUCGAAUUCCACCCAGUCAGUUUUCCCCUGCAGGAAGCUUGCAUUCCCCUGUGGGAGUUUGCAACAGCACAGGAAAUAGCCAUAGCUACACCAACAGUUCCCUCAACGCACUUCAGGCCCUCAGCGAGGGGCAUGGGGUUUCAAUAGGGUCAUCACUGGCUUCACCGGACCUAAAAAUGGGCAAUUUGCAAAACUCCCCAGUCAAUAUGAAUCCUCCCCCACUCAGCAAAAUGGGGAGUUUAGACUCCAAAGACUGUUUUGGGCUUUAUGGGGAGCCCUCUGAAGGUACAACUGGACAAGCAGAGAGCAGCUGCCAUCCUGGAGAACAAAAGGAAACAAAUGAUUCCAGCAUACCCCAAGCCCUGAACAGUGAGCGUGCUGACGGACCGAACAGACUGCAUGACAACAAAGGACAGACCAAACUCCUACAGCUGUUGACCACCAAAUCUGACCAGAUGGAGCCUUCCCCUUUAUCUAGCUCUUUGUCGGACACAAACAAGGACUCCACAGGUAACCUGCCCGGUUCUGGGACAACACACGGAACCUCGCUCAAGGAGAAGCAUAAGAUUUUGCACAGACUCUUGCAGGACAGCAGUUCCCCUGUGGAUUUGGCUAAGUUGACAGCAGAAGCUACAGGUAAAGAGCUGAGCCAGGAGGCCAACAGCACAGCUCCUGGCUCAGACGUGACUAUUAAACAGGAACCCGCGAGCCCCAAGAAGAAAGAGAAUGCACUACUUCGCUAUUUGCUAGAUAAAGAUGAUACUAAAGAUAUCAGUUUACCAGAAAUAACUCCCAAACUUGAGCGACUGGACAGUAAAACAGACCCUGCCAGUAACACAAAAUUAAUAGCUAUGAAAACUGAGAAGGAGGAGAUGAACUUUGAGCCUGGUGACCAGCCUGGCAGUGAGCUGGACAACUUGGAGGAGAUUUUGGAUGAUUUGCAGAAUAGUCAAUUACCACAGCUUUUCCCAGACACGAGGCCCGGCGCCCCUGCAGGAUCAGUUGACAAGCAAGCCAUCAUCAAUGACCUCAUGCAACUCACGGCAGACAACAGCCCAGUCACACCUGUUGGAGCCCAGAAAACAGCACUGCGAAUUUCACAGAGCACUUUUAGUAACCCACGACCAGGGCAACUUGGCAGGUUAUUGCCAAACCAGAAUUUACCACUUGACAUCACAUUGCAAAGCCCAACUGGUGCUGGACCUUUCCCACCAAUCAGAAACAAUAGUCCCUACUCAGUGAUUCCUCAGCCAGGAAUGAUGGGUAAUCAAGGGAUGCUAGGAAACCAAGGAAAUUUAGGGAACAGUAGCACAGGAAUUAUUGGCAGUAAUGCUGCUCGACCCACUAUGCCAUCAGGGGAAUGGGUCCCACAGAAUUCUCCUGUGAGAGUCACCUGUGCGGCCACCACCAGUGCCAUGAACCGUCCCAUUCAAGGAGGUAUGAUUCGGAACCCCACAGCCAACAUCCCAAUGAGACCCAAUAACCAGCCUGGCCAAAGACAGAUGCUUCAGUCUCAGGUUAUGAAUAUAGGGCCUUCUGAAUUAGAGAUGAAUAUGGGGGGACCUCAGUAUAGCCAACAACAAGCUCCUCCAAAUCAGACUGCCCCUUGGCCUGAAAGCAUCCUGCCUAUUGACCAGACUUCCUUUGCCAGUCAGAACAGGCAACCCUUUGGCAGCUCUCCAGACGAUCUGCUAUGCCCACAUCCUGCAGCAGAAUCUCCAAGUGAUGAGGGGGCACUUCUGGACCAGCUGUAUUUAGCUUUGAGGAAUUUUGAUGGCCUGGAGGAGAUUGAUAGAGCCUUGGGAAUACCUGAGCUAGUAAGUCAGAGUCAAGCUGUAGACCCUGAACAGUUCUCAAGUCAGGAUACCAACCUCCUGCUGGAACAGAAAACCCCUGUUUUUCCACAGCAAUAUGCAUCUCAGGCCCAGAUGGCCCAGGGUAGCUAUAAUCCCAUGCAAGACCCAAACUUUCAUACCAUGGGACAGCGGCCUAGCUACGCCACACUCCGCAUGCAGCCCAGACCGGGCCUCAGACCCACAGGCUUAGUGCAGAACCAGCCAAACCAACUGAGACUUCAACUGCAGCAUCGCCUUCAAGCACAGCAGAAUCGCCAGCCACUUAUGAAUCAGAUCAGCAAUGUUUCAAAUGUGAACCUGACUCUGAGGGCUGGAGUACCAACACAGGCACCAAUUAAUGCACAGAUGCUGGCCCAAAGACAGAGGGAAAUCCUGAGCCAGCAUCUUCGACAGAAACAAAUGCAUCAGCAGCAAGUUCAGCAACGAACUUUGAUGAUGAGAGGACAAGGGUUGAAUAUGACUUCAAACAUGGUAGCUCCUAGUGGUAUACCAGCAACUAUGAACAGCCCCCGGAUCCCCCUGGCAAAUGCACAGCAGUUUCCAUUUCCUCCAAACUACGGAAUAAAUCAGCAACCUGACCCGGGCUUUACUGGGGCCACGACACCACAGAGCCCUCUAAUGUCACCUAGAAUGGCACAUACCCAGAGCCCUAUGAUGCAGCAGUCUCAGGCUAACCCAGCCUACCAGGCCUCCUCUGACAUGAAUGGAUGGGCACAGGGAAACAUGGGAGGAAAUGGCAUGUUUUCACAACAGUCCCCACCACACUUCGGGCAGCAAGCAAACACCAGCAUGUACAAUAACAAUAUGAACAUCAAUGUAUCCAUGGCAACCAACACAGGCGGUAUGACCAACAUGAACCAGAUGACAGGACAGAUCAGCAUGACCUCAGUGACCUCUGUGCCUACGUCGGGGCUGUCCUCCAUGGGUCCAGAGCAGGUUAAUGAUCCUGCUCUGAGAGGAGGCAACCUUUUUCCCAACCAACUGCCUGGAAUGGAUAUGAUCAAGCAGGAGGGAGAUGCAUCACGGAAGUAUUGCUGACACUGAAGGCAGCUGGUUGCAUCUUUCUUAGCUGACUGGGCCCACUUGCUCAAAACAGUUAACAGUCUGGAGAGCUGCGUCCAUUUGUUUUGACCCAAACGAUCUGCCAGCCAGUUCUGCCAGAGCAAGAUCCACGAGGGGCCUGGGCGCUGACUCCCCGGAGGAGUCUGUCUGUUCCAGGAGGAGCUGCCUCUUCUCGCAACAGUCUGAAGCUCACGUCCAGACCGUUCUCAGUCUGUUCACUGCAUUCACCUUAGUGCAACUUAGAUCUCUCCUGCAAAGUAAAUGUUGACAGGCAAAUUUCAUACCCAUGUCAGAUUGAAUGUAUUUAAAUGUAUGUAUUUAAGGAAAACAACCAUGCUCUUGUUCUGUUCCUGUUCGGUUCCAGACACUGGUUUCUUGCUUUGUUUUCCCUGGCUUAAUCAGUCUAGUGCAAAUGAUUAAAAUUUCAUCCGGGGGAAAGAAAAGAAUAUUUUUAAGGCAAAACUAAAAGUUUUUCCAGCUAAAACCUGUAUUUGGGGUAGAAGCCAGGCAGACACCUGGAUAGUGCUGCGUUGUGUGCAGAGACCCAAGACGAGAAGAGCAGAAAAGCCACAUGUGUAUCUAGUAGAAGGCUCUAAACACUGUUGGAAGGAAUUUCCAGUGACUUCAGAUGAAAAGCAGCCUGUGAGAGGGCUGUUCAUAUUGACAAGUACUUUAUUCCUUUUUAUUCUCUAUUUAAACCAAAUUAGGUCUCCUCAGUUGUGAAUCAAGAAAAAAUGUUUUUCAUUUCCAAAUUAUCCUCCCCUCCCUUUCUCUUGAUCAGAUAGCUUGAAUCACAUCACUUCCCCUUCUAAUCCUGACUCUCCCCAGCUCCUCCCUACCUCCCACUUCCCCCUGACGUCAGUCAUUCAUUACACAUCAAUAAAAGCCAGAGAAACCAGGUAAAACCUUGAUUUUCUUACAUGCUCUGCCAGCCACUUCACAGUCGUUCUUAAAUUUCAGAAAAGUGCAUUUACUGGCAAGGAGAGGAGAAAGUUAGGAUGUGCUUUUAAUCCAAUUAAGGACGCCUGCUUUGAAAGCAUGUUUAUUGCCCCGUUCCCCCCCCCCCCAAUACUGGCCCACAAAACAGAAGAAAAUACUAGUGCGUUUCAAAUUGACCGCGAAUAUCACGACAGAUUAAACCUCUGCCAUGUGUUUUUUAUUUUGUUUUUUAGCAGUGCUGACUAAGCCGAAGUUUUGUAAGGUACCUAAACUCCAAUUUAUAUGUAAACAAGCAAUAAUUUAAGUUGAGAACUUAAGUGUUUUAAUUGUAUAAUUUUUGUGAGGUAUACAUAUUGUGGAAUUGACUCAAAAAAUGAGGUACUUCAGUAUUAAAAAUUAGAUAUCUUCAUAGCAAUGUCUCCUAAAGGUGUUUUGUAAAGCAUAUCAAGGCCUUGAUUAGAACUAAUUUGUAGACUUAAGACUUUUUAUUUUCUAAACCUUGUGAUUCUGCUCAUAAAUCAUUUAUGUAACCUAUAUGAUAUGCAGCCACUGUAGGAACCAACUCUUGAUUUUUAUAUGUUUCUAUUCUUUCUUAACGAACCUUAGAAAGACUACAUGUUACUAAGCAGGCCACUUUUAGGGUUGUUUUUCUUGCCCACUCUGGUAGGGGAAAAAUCUUUUAUGAUUAUUGGCAUCAGUUUCAAACAACUGCAAUACCAAGAAACUGAAUGCUUUUUUUUGAACUAUUUCUCCCCACCCUUAACACACAUUCUUUCUUACCUAAAUUUCAGAAUGAUGUCUUUUUGAUGUCUAAAAAAAGCAAAGAAUUUUAUAUCUCAUUAGCCAGGCCUUUUAGGAACAGAGAGCUUUUUCCCUUGAAAUUUGGUUGUUUAUUUGUGGCAGGGUAAAAAUAAACGUCUGAAACAACUCCUAUUUAUAUUUAUAUCUCUCUAUAUGUACAGAUUGAUGGAAGUAUAAGAAGAGAUAUAGCCCAAAGAUCAGUGGUCAGUAGACAGUCUCCAGGUGUUACUCCACACUAAAGAAACUUUCUGGAAAUUUGCAUUUCGAUGUUUUCCACUUGAGAGGGCUCAUACUACAGGGAGGUGGCCAGGAACAGCACAUCUCAGUGACACCAGCUCACUUGUCCCCUUCAAAAGGCUCUACUUUUUCUUCAACCAAAAUAUUGGGUGGCCCCAAUAGAUGGGGGAAAAAAAGAGCAAAUGUUGGCCUGGAACUCCACAGCCUCAGUCAGCGAGGUUUGCGUUCACUGGUUUAAUAUGACAGGUCUGUUUUUAGUUUCAGGAGUUUCAGGAAUCCAUGAAUUUGAAUGACUGUAACUUCCCAUAGCACAAAAGUGAAAUGAAGAUUAAACUGGAUUUGUUUUGUUGAGUUUUAAGUCCCUUCUCACUCUAACACUGUCCCAAAUACCUGUGAGGUUUUGUUUUUGUUGCUGUUUUUUGUUUUUUUUUUAAAUCGUUUGUCAGUCCCAACUCAAAUCUGCAAGCCAGCGAUACUGGUCGUUUGUAAUUAUUCAUGAUCAUUACUGUUUUGAAGGAAAAGAGGUUAUAAAUUCUCUUAUGGCUCAGAUCAGGUAAUGGAUUUUGCUUUGCAUCUAAUUAAGAGAAGAAAAGUAAGUGAAGGAAACCUCUGAUCAUAUUGAUCACUAUAGAAGCAAAAGCCAAAUCAAUCCCUUCAUUAUCAGUAUUUCUCAUGCUGUAUACAAUAAAUUUGUUAGGAUGAGAACUUGGUUUUCAUUUACUAGAACAAAUAAUCAGUGUUUUACUUAUUAUUAAAUGUGAAAAACAUAAUGUGAAACGUAUACAUACAUUAACUUGGUUGUAAAACUCAUUUAUGUGUUCAUGUAAUGUGGUAAGUUUAAAAAGUGAAGUGAGCUGUUUUACUAUAAUGAAUUCGUUUGACUCAAAGAUUAAAAUGCCCCCUCCCAUGUGUAUCUCUUACGGCCUGUGAUAAUUGAAAGCAAUGUUUUUGCAGUUUAUAUAAUGCAAUUUUUAAUCUGUGUUUAAAAAUGGAGUUCAUAGGAACUUAACACAUAAAAUGGUGGCGCAGAUCCACUUGCAGAACCCAAAGAUACACAAUCAAUUUUGAAAUGCAACUUAAGCCAUUAAUUGUUGGUGUGAAUUUAAAUUUUUCUAGUAUUUGUAUGGUAGUAUGCUGCCUAAGAGCAAAGCAUUCUCUGCACAAAAGAAAAUUACUGUAGUGGCUUCGAUUUUAAUUAGAAUUUUCUCCCUGGUGUUUCUUUAUAGACUAAAACAAAAUCUUUUAAGUUUCUUACUACAGGUAAAAGCUAUGUGCAAGAACCUCAAAAUGCUAAAAUCUAGCAUAAUGCCUUAGAUCUGUUUUUAAGUCUUGUAUAUUCCUACAUAGCUGUCCAAUGUAUUAUAUUUGUAUAGUGACUUGUGUACAAUUUUGAAUAAGUGCAUCAUCACUUAACCUUGAUGUUGUCUCAUAGUGAUGAUGCUACAUUUCUUCAAACAUUUAACUGUCAUUUUUUUUCUUUUGUCAUUUGUGGGUUUUAUUUGUACAGUUCCUCAUGAAGUUGCAUCUGAGAUGUGUGUAUAUGAAAAGAUUAUACAAGGGUAAAAUUAAGCAAUAUAUUAACUCUGGUUCUUCAGGAGAAAGCUUACAGUGUUUCAGGUUGUGAUUUAUUUUCAAAAUGGAGUUGAUUGAACAUCACUUUGUUCACCUGCAUUGAUGUUUGUAUUUCUAGUGUGAGCAGUUUAUGCAAAGGUAGAUAUAUUCAGAGAAAUUUUAAAUACAUUUAUGCAAGUUAAUAUUGCUUUGCUGAUGCUAUUUGCUUAUUUGAUGUUAAAUAAUGCUAUUGUAAAUAAAGAAUUCUGUUGUUAUUGCAUCAUUUAAUAAAUUUUAAUGCCUUCGGGUUUUACAUGGCCUUGAA
Suncus etruscus (white-toothed pygmy shrew) is the source of this 8316-nucleotide messenger RNA. It is a transcript of the gene NCOA2, whose product is annotated as nuclear receptor coactivator 2. The record is from RefSeq and is a predicted model, not a curated record. Bases 51 to 4439 code for a protein of 1462 amino acids. The transcript is spliced from 22 exons. Gene Ontology annotation, molecular function: nuclear receptor binding; protein dimerization activity. Lineage: Eukaryota; Metazoa; Chordata; Mammalia; Eulipotyphla; Soricidae. Gene Ontology annotation, biological process: cellular response to hormone stimulus; positive regulation of transcription by RNA polymerase II. Gene Ontology annotation, cellular component: nucleus.